AUGGCGGAUCAAGAUAGAAAGAAUGAGUACGAGAUGGGCCCCCGUCCGUCUGCCCAGAGCCAGGAUGAUAAACACGCUGAGGUAGAGGUCAAAGUCAUCAAGGGCAAUGAGGCCUUCAACGAGGCGAUGCUCAAGGAGCCUCCGAGGCCAUUCACGUGGUCUACAACUCAAUUAUAUGCUGCCUGCUUUAUCGGGUUUUUCUGUGCGACGAUGAACGGAUAUGAUGGGUCUCUGAUCAAUAACCUUCUUCAGAACCCAUGGUUCCUGGAAUACUAUCAUGGCGAAAAUGCCGGUAUUUGGGCUGGUAUUGUCACAUCGAUGUACCAGAUCGGAGGGGUUGUUUCCUUGCCUUUCGUCGGGCCCGCAGCAGAUACAUAUGGACGGAGAUUCGGAAUGUGGAUUGGAUGUCUCAUUAUUAUUGUCGGGACCAUCAUCCAAGGUGUGGCCACACGAGAGAACGGGACGAAGCAAUUCAUGGGCGGUCGAUUCUUGUUGGGUUUUGGAGUUAACAUUGCCUCUGCUGCGGGACCUAUGUACGUUGUUGAGGUAUCUCACCCAGCUUAUCGCGGUAUCGUCACGGCCAUCUUUAAUUGUUUUUGGUUCACUGGAUCCAUUAUAGCUUCUGGCGUUGCUCGCGGAGGCCUUAAUGCGGGGGGGAACCUUUCAUGGAGACUCGUCAUCUGGAUCCAGCUCAUGUUCUCAGGCAUCAUCUUAAUCGCUGCGUACUUCCUCCCGGAAUCACCGAGAUGGUUAUACGUCAACAGUAAGCCGGAGGCAGCCAGGAAUAUGCUUACCAAAUACCAUGGCGAAGGGAACCCGGAUAGUGAAUGGGUUAAGCUGCAACUAAAUGAGUACGAAGAACUGCUGGAAAUGGAUGGUGCCGAUAAGCGGUGGUGGGAUUACAGUGCGCUAUUCAAGAAUAGGUCUACUUGUUAUCGACUUUUCUGCAACGUCAGCAUUACCAUUUUCGGCCAAUGGGCAGGCAACGCCGUGCUCUCUUAUUUCCUAGGCAAGGUCCUGGGUACUGUAGGUAUCCACAGCACGUUUGGACAGGCCAACAUCACCUUAAUAAACAACUGCCAACAAUUCCUUUUCGCCUUGUUAGGGGCUAACCUCGUGGAUCGAGUUGGCCGUCGACCUCUACUCCUCUUUUCGAACAUCGGCUGUUGUGUUGUCUGGUUGGCAAUGACUGUCUCUGCGGGGCUCUACCAAAAAUCUAUUCCCCCCUUGCCCCCUGGAGCUGAUCCAGAUACAGAAUUAUACGGGACCAACAAGGCGGCGGGAACCGCCUCCCUGGCAUUCAUCUUCAUUUUUGGCGCCGUCUACUCCGUUGGCUUCACACCUCUUCAAGCUCUGUACCCUGUCGAAGUUCUCUCAUUCGAAAUGCGUGCUAAGGGAAUGGGUUUCUCCGGCUUCACCGUCGCCGCUGCUGGACUCCUCAAUCAAUUUGCAUGGCCCGUGGCCCUGGAGAAGAUCGGAUGGAAGACAUAUAUCAUCUUUACCGUGUGGUGUGGAAUCCAAGCCACCGUCAUUUACUUUUUUAUUCCUGAAACAAAGAACCGCACACUCGAGGAACUCGAUGAAAUAUUCAACGCGAAAAAUCCCGUCAAGGAGUCGAUAGCCAAGAAGCGACUCGGUUUCGAUGCUUACGGCGAGGUUAUCAAUAUUCAAGAUGCUUGA
Venustampulla echinocandica is the source of this 1680-nucleotide messenger RNA. RefSeq names its product MFS general substrate transporter. Gene Ontology annotation, cellular component: membrane. The transcript has 6 exons. NCBI's taxonomy places the organism in Eukaryota, Fungi, Ascomycota, Leotiomycetes, Helotiales, Pleuroascaceae. The coding region runs from base 1 to 1680 and encodes 559 amino acids. Gene Ontology annotation, molecular function: carbohydrate:proton symporter activity. Gene Ontology annotation, biological process: carbohydrate transport; transmembrane transport. The record is from RefSeq and is a predicted model, not a curated record.